Molecule: messenger RNA, 2460 nt
Organism: Corylus avellana
Lineage: Eukaryota; Viridiplantae; Streptophyta; Magnoliopsida; Fagales; Betulaceae
Product: proton pump-interactor 1
Source: RefSeq, a predicted model, not a curated record
AGAGAGAGAGUUAGGUGUACGGGCCUGGAAAUGAGAUCUGAAUCUAAACCCACCUACUAAUUUUCCAUUAUUUUUGUUUUUUAUUUUUUGGGUUUUUCUCUUUUUGCCAAAACUCGGAACUUUGGGGCCCUUUGUCAAAAGAAGGGUCUUCCUCUUCACAAUCUCGCUCUUUCUCUCUCGGGUUCUCCGCUUGGGUUUCUUUCUAUUGCUGGUUUUUGGUAUUGAGGCUGCUUUUGCGGUUAACCAUGGCUAUUGAGGUUGAGGGGUUUGAGAUGGUCGAUGGACCAGUGGAGCCUGUUACUGGAGGAGACACUGCCCUUUUGCAUGAGAAGGAGAAUGGUAAAUUGGAUCAAGUGCCGGGGCUUAAUGAGCCCAUAAAAUUUGGUUCGCAUGGAGAUGAGCCAAUUAAAGUGGAAGGAAAUAAUGUUUCUGACGCCAACUUCCCGAAGGAUGCAGUUGAUGAGUGGCCUGCACCUAAGCAGAUCCAUUCCUUUUAUUUUGUCAGGUGUCGAUCAUAUGAUGACCCUAAAAUUAAAGUUAAAAUAGAUCAGGCUGAUAAAGAGAUUCAGAAGAGAAAUCAAGCCCGUUUUCAGAUCACUGAAGCACUAAAGGCAAAAAGGUCAGAUCGAGCGGAGUUGAUUUCUCAGGUUAGAGCUUUGAAAGACGACAACAGGCAGUUCAGGACAAUCUUUGAGGUGAAAAGAAAGGAGAUGGAACCUCUGCAACAGGCUCUUGGCAAGCUGCGCAAUCCAAACUUUUCUGGUCGUGGUAGUGGAAUAUGUUCAUCUGAGGAAGAGCUCAAUGAUGUGAUCCACAGUUUGCAGUAUCGCAUACAACAUGAGAGCAUUCCGUUGUCGGAGGAAAAGCAAAUUAUUAGAGAAAUUAAACAACUUGAGGGGACAAGGGACAAAGUUAUUGCUAAUGCUGCUAUGAGAGCAAAGAUCCAAGAUUCAUUGGGUCAGAAAGAAGCCAUUCAAGACCAGGUUAAACUCAUAGGCGGUGAUUUGGAUGGAGUAAGGAAGGAGAAGCAAGCACUUCAGGGCAAAAUUAAGCAACUUGAUGAAGCAAUAAAGGCAAUUGACAAUGAGCUUAAUUCUUUGGGGGAGGAGCUGAAACUUGUAAUCCAAAAAAGGGACAAAGCUUAUGAAAGCAUUCAGCAACUCAGAAAACAGCGUGAUGAGGGGAAUUCCUACUUUUACCAAAGCCGUACAGUCUUGAAUAAAGCACGAGAGCUUGCCGCGAAGAAAGAUAUCAAGGCUCUUGAGGAACUCUCACAUUCAGAGGUUGACAAUUUUGUGUCCCUCUGGAGCCGUGACAAGGCUUUUAGGGAUGAAUAUGAGAAAAGAAUUUUGCCAUCAUUAGAUAGUCGACAAUUGAGUAGGGAUGGGCGGAUGAGGAACCCAGACGAAAAGCCUUUGGCGGUAAUAGAAGAAACUACAUCCUCUGAAACAGUGACACUGCCAAAACCCAUUGUGAAACAAUCAAAGGAAGAUUCCAAAUCCCCUUCACAGGAUGCUUUGCCCAUCCAAAAGGCCCCGAAGGAAGCUAAAAAUGUAGCUACAGAUUCGAAAUCCAUCGUGGAGCAUAUUAAAGUAGAAGACAAGGAGAUCUCUGGGUUAGAAAAGCCGCAGAAGGACACUCCUGCAAAGGACAAUGAAGUUGAUGUAGCAAAAUUGAAGGAGAUAAAAAGAGAAGAAGAAAUUGCAAAAGCUAAAAUAGCAAUGGAAAGGAAAAAGAAGUUAGCAGAGAAAGCAGAAGCCAGAGCAGCUAUGAAAACUAAAAAGGCAGCUGAAGAGAAGCUCAAGGAAAUUAUUAAUUUCUAUAAUUUCAUCAUCAUUGCUUUCCUAUUUGCUAAGCUUGAAAGGAAGGCGAAGAAGAAGGCUUCAGCAUCCGCACCUUCUUCUGAUCCUGAAGAAUCAGCAGAAGCAGUGUCAGAUGCUGCUGCAGAAACAGAGAAGGCUGAUGAAAAUGUAGAAGCCCCAUUUCCAGCAAAGGAGAAGGGUCAAAAGGUGGGCAAUAUCAGGCACAAGGUUAGACCAAAAGGCCCAGAUUCAGUCCCAAAAGUCUUCCUGAAACGGAAAAAGUCAACAAACUACUGGGUAUGGGCUGCUCCUGCUGCUGUGCUGGUUCUGCUGUUUUCAGUGCUCGGAUACUACUAUCUUCUCUAAAUAGUGUGAGCUAGUAGAAGAACCAAGUAGAAAGAGUCAUGAAAACCAGUUUUCCUGCUUCAGGGUGAGAGUGGGGGUGGGGGGGGUUAGGUUUGUAGUGUUAAAAAUCCAAGUUUAUUCCUGUUCGUUACAUCCUUUGAGUGGGAUGGACUCAAAAUCAUAAUGUUGUUGGUGGUAGCUCAGAAGCUACAUACAUUUUAGUUUGACUUGAUGAAUUUUCAAAUUUUGACUUUUUGAUAUCAAAUUUCAUUAAAAAAUGUUAUUUGGAUCCAUAAUAAACUUGCUUUUUAUA